AUGGCGUACCGGGAGCUGGUCAGGCUCUGGCACGAGGGCGUGCUGGCGGCCGACGGCGGGGACUGGGAAGCGGCCCUGGACAUCUUCGCCAGCAUCCCGGAGCCGCCGUCCAGGAUCUGGUUCAACGUGGGCUGCCUGCAGCUGCGGGCGGGCCGGGCCGCGGAGGCGCUGCGGGCAUUUGAUAAAACCAUAUUGAAGGACAGUUCUCUAGCUGUUGGCUUCUUUCAGAGGGGGUUUGUCCAUAUGCAGCUGGAAAUGUAUGAAGAAGCUCUCUCUGACUAUCAAAUGGCCUUCAGUCACCUCAGAAAAAAUCCCUUCAUUGAUUACAAGCAGCUGGGGCUGAGGCACAUACUUCAUGCAUGGGAGGUGCUGUACAGCACGGCGGCCGCACAGACCCGCCUGCAGCAGUGGGACGAGGCCAGAGCCACGCUGGAUGAGGCCGUUGUGUGGAGACCUGAAGGGAGAACAGCAAUCCUGAAGCUGGCCCUGGAGCAGGUGCAGGACCGUCUGUUUCUAGAGCCUGUGCAGGUUCCUCCUGGGGAGUUCUUCAGGCCACGGAAGAAGGAAGUUGAACAGCUGCAGUCAAAAGAUUUCCUGGGUAAACCCAAGGUAAUCUCGUCCAUCAUUCCCAAUGAUGAGUACAUUGGCUUUGAGCCUCUCAGGCCUCAGAAACAGAGCUUUUAUGAACCCAGUGCUGAUGCUCUGCGAGACAGUGAGUCAGGCUACUAUCGAGUUCUGUCCCGUUACUGCCCUGAGGACUCAGAGCUGUCAGUCACAGCCAGCAGCCUGGUCUUUGUGCUGUCCAGGGGAGCAGAUGGAUGGGCUACAGCCAUCCACGAUGGACAGAAGCUGCACAUUCCGAGCUCUCUCCUGGAGCCUGCCUCGAGGAUGGAUAAACAGAAGAUCAGCAAUGGGAUUCCCCUCCCUCCUGCCCAGGUGCCUCCCAGCCGGCUGCAGGUGAAGCAGAAGCCAGAAUCUCCUGGGGGAGAAACUGCCUCUGCAAAUGAAGCUGAUGCCCAAAUAGACUUCAAGGUGCCAGCGAGGCGCGGCGCGGCGGCUGCCGCUGCGGGCGUGGAGCGGCCGGCGGUGCUGCGGGUGCGGUGCGAGUGCUGCGUGCUGCUGCGGGCCGGGGCGGUGCCCAGCGUGGCGGGGCUGCGGGACCUGCUGGAGCAGCGGCUCCGGGCGCAGGCACAGCGCGGGCGCCUCAGCUACAGGCAUGCGGAUGGCAACAAGCUGGGUGCAAUAUCAGGGGAGGAGGAUCUGGGGAGGAUGUGGCAGCAGCUGACAGAUGGCACACUGACACUCUGCUGCCAGGACUCAGACUCCCCGGUGGGCAGACCCGUCCUCUACCAGAUGCUGGCUCAGCACUCCUACCCUGCCCAGGGGCCUGGGGACCUGGCCUUCAGCAAGGGAGACGUGCUGGACAUUCUCUCUGAAGUGAAUGAGGACUGGCUGGAAGGACGCUGUGAUGGCAAGACUGGCAUCUUCCCCAAAUGCUUUGCAACACAGGCAGGUUGUGGUGCUGCCUUCCCAUAGCCAACAGGAGCCUUUUCCUGCCACCUGCACUGUCUCCCAGGGGUGGAAGACAUGAGUCCCAGCUCAUUUGGGCCACAGCCAGCACAGCCAGAGCUCUGCUGAACCUGGGCAGGAGAUGUGCCCUGCUCACAGAUCCCACAGGGUCAGGUUCCAGCAGUCCAGCAGUUUCUACAGCCUGGCAGUUUUACCUUUGUGCUUCCACUUCCAAAGAUUUGCCUGUGCAGGGCAGACAGAAGGGAGAGGGAUGAGGUGUUUGGCUGUGGGAAAUGGCCAUGUAGCAGCUCAGACCUCAGGGACUCAAGACUGCUGAGUGGGAAGAGGUUCCUCUGGAUGGAGGGCUUCACCCCAUCUCCCUCCUUGCUCAUGUUCAGGAAGGCUGAGCCUCAAUCCACUGAAGCCCAUGAGAACUCUCUGGGCAGGAGGCAGAGCCCAGAUCCCUGGCUCGCAUACCCUUGUCUCCACCAGACAGAGAUCUGCUCUUUUGAAAGGCUUCUGUAACCAGUUUGCAGUGGGGAAAUGAGGCAACACCUUGGAUCAGGACCACUCUGUGUCAUCUAGAGCAAAUACCCCACAGCCUGCCAUAGCCAAAGGACUCUGUCCAUUCCUCAACCCAGAUGCCUUUGGUUCUCUUCAUAAGCCCUGAAGUCUUGCCUGGAUGUUACUGCUUCAUGUUGCAUGGGCAGGAGUCUUUCAGCAGGGAGAAAGGGUAGCUGUGCAAACACCCCUGCUCAGAGCAGCCCUGGGCUUUGGCAGAGCCUUGGAGGGGCUGGGCAGAGGGCUGUCUGGGCUGGAGCUGGAGCUGAGAAGGCUGAAAUGUCUCUCUGGUUCUUGCAUCUGAGCUGUGCUACAUAAAGCACUCAAGUGCCUGGAGCUGGAACCUGCUAUGGAUUUGGUGUCUGACAAAGCUGGGCUACGUAACCUGAAUAUAAAAUAAAGGCUGAGCCAGAGUUGGCAACUCUUAAAUCAAC
Colius striatus (speckled mousebird) is the source of this 2504-nucleotide messenger RNA. It is a transcript of the gene NOXA1, whose product is annotated as NADPH oxidase activator 1. Gene Ontology annotation, molecular function: superoxide-generating NADPH oxidase activator activity; protein binding. The transcript is spliced from 15 exons. Gene Ontology annotation, biological process: superoxide anion generation. The record is from RefSeq and is a predicted model, not a curated record. NCBI's taxonomy places the organism in Eukaryota, Metazoa, Chordata, Aves, Coliiformes, Coliidae. Bases 1 to 1536 code for a protein of 511 amino acids.